Messenger RNA from Ostreococcus tauri, 840 nucleotides. RefSeq names its product Protein of unknown function DUF1826. Lineage: Eukaryota; Viridiplantae; Chlorophyta; Mamiellophyceae; Mamiellales; Bathycoccaceae. The transcript has a single exon. The coding region runs from base 1 to 840 and encodes 279 amino acids. The record is from RefSeq and is a predicted model, not a curated record.
AUGACGCUUGCGUCGCGCGUUUCGUCCGUCACGCGCGCGCAAAGCCGUGGAAAGAGCGAACGCGCGUGUGGUGCGGCGACUAGGGCGUCCGCAUCGACGGUGACGCGUCGACGGAGCGUCGGAACGAGCGAAGAUGAUGAUUUCGAGAGUUUUCGAAACAUUUCAGAAAAGGACGUCGCGUUCAUCGUUUUCGAGCGCGAUGACGUGCGAGAAGCGCUGUCGAAGACGAACCUUCGCGAGUACUUUCGCACCGCGGAGAGUUUUGAGCGGAAAGCGCGCGUCGACGCGGACGUGGGGGGGCUGGAGGUGCGAAGAGCGUUGUUCGCGGACGCGACGUCGAGCGAGGCGGCGCUCGAUGUCCUGUGCGAUGACAUCGCGCGCGUCGUCAGGGGGUUCGCGCGAGCGGUACCGAUGGAUAAAGAUGAGCGGGUCUUGGUAAAUCUCAGUUUGCUUCGAUCGACCCUGUGCUCGCGGUUGCACGUCGAUCACACGAGUGCGCGUUGCAUGGUUACGUACUUCGGCGCCGGGACGGAGGUAUUGGACGAGCGCACGAGCGGGAUCAUCGCCAAGGCGAACGCGAGCGGUGGAAACGUCGUAUCGGAUGUUUUGAAAAGUUUGGCGGAGAGGUUCGCACCGCCAAGAGCAGUUAGGGAGUGCGCGGUGUGUUUGCUAAAGGGCGAGCGAUGGACAUACGUCGACGGCUCGACGAGCAAGGGGCAAGCCAUCGUCCAUCGUUCGCCGGCGAUAGACGCCGAUAACGGUGAGUGGCGAUUGACGCUUAAGCUCGACGUCGAAUCGUUCGGAUGCGCUUGUGGGCACGCGCACGAUGAUUUGAUUUGA